AUGGCACGCGUUGCCGCUAGCAAGACUGCACCACAGCCAAAUGCCGCUGCCCAUAGCGUCGAUCUACGAGCCCAAGAUGUAAGACGUGGUGGGGCUGUUCUGGAUUCUGCCCAUGGAGCGGACUCGGACACCUCGACCCCGAUCGAGACCCUGCCAUCCAGCGCAGCAGCCUGCGCUCAAGACCAGGAGAAGUUCAGCAAAGUGCAGACUCGCCCCAGGGGCGAUGCAUCGAGCCAACCUUCGCAUAUGGGCGACGCAAUGCGCCUCCCCCACGGAAAUAAACCGGCCGCGAUCGCGAUCGCGGCAUUGACAGAUGGGCCCGUUGCUGGCAAUGAUGACGAGUGCAGGAUGCCCAAGCGUUCGCAGCAGCCAACAUCCACUCUCCCAUCAGACUCUCCGACGACGAGUACGGGGAUGCCUAGUCCUGCUUCCGCACAACAGCCCGCGUCCCGCGCACACCACGGUGCAGGCAUGUUGAAGCGUUUAACGACCAAACUGCGGUCCCCUACGCAUGCCUCGGACGCUAGCGCGCCAAGCGCGGCGCACACCCGCAAAUUGACGCCGCGCCUGCCAUCGAUGCCGAAGGCCCCCCGGCCAACCACCCUCACGAAUUCAUUUGUCUCGCCCGGGCAGCGGCAGGCGGCCCUGCGGGCGCGGGGUCUCAUACCCGCAGUCCCUCACCCAUACAAGGACGCACAUGGGUACAUGGUCCCGCUCAGCGAGCAAGAGCGCGAACUCGACCGGCGGCGUGCGGUGCUCGCGUCCGAGCCGCGCGAGCGCCACUCAGAUUCAAGCGGGGACAGCGAGGAGGAGUCGGAGGCGAAGAAGAUACGCGAGGCGUGGCUCGUGCGCAACCGCGUGCACGCUCAGGAGCGCGGGAGUCUCGAUCACGGCUUCGCCUUCCCCUCUCGCGACAACUACAGGAUCAAUACCUCCGUGUCACCGUCGCGCGCGACGUUCGUCGGGAUGCAUGAUACGCCACUUCUGACACCUAGCCGGGUGGAGUGUGAGGUCUACCCGGUCGACUCGAUCCCCGAGGAGCUGCAAAUGGUUGCGCAUGCGCCUGCACUACUCGAGCAAGAGGAUGCAGAUAGAGAAAGACGCGGGGUUCCGGGUUCCGCCAACACGGGCAAGGAGCUCCCGGCCCCUCCUUCCUCCGUGAGUAUCGCUCCCCAGUCCCCCGACAUAGCUGUGCCAAGGCCCGCAGUUAGAGUACUCACACCACCCCGGAGCGUGUCUAGUGAUAUGACGCAGAAGGUCUCGCGCUGGCUGGAUGAGUCGUCCAAGUCGCCGACGCCGAUUUCUGUGUCGUCCUUCGGGUCAUCGUCUGGAGCUGAGCAGACGUCGUCUAUCAACGUGCAUGCGACGAAUACGCCCCGUGGAACGCCAUUGAAGAGGAAGGACAAGCCGGCUCCGAUUAUCAUUACAAUGCCGUCUCAGCCUCCCAGCCCAUCGUCUUCUGUAAAGUCGUGUUCGUCCCCUGCUCCAGCGAUCACGCUGUCUAUUUCUCGUUCCGAUCCACUCCGUGCGCAAGAUCCACACUCGCUUACACCACAGCCAACGUCCGCACGAGGUCGCUCAGCAACAGUGGCCCAUCUUCCUAGCAGCGCAGCCCCACCACUAUCGUCUCCAAGUUCAAGCUCAGGAAGCCAGAACCGGAGUAGGACGACGACCCUCCCGGCACUCUCGCCCACGCGUACUGUGUCGUCUUCCGGCGCUUCUGCCUCCGUCACGACACCCACAACCCUCUCUCAUUCGUUGGAGAACCAUCACCAUUCGCGCACGAGGCCGUUCGAUCUAGGCGUACAGCAACGAUCAGGGGCGGAGAAAAAGUUCGAUGCGACAGUGAUCGUGGAGUCACCCAUUGAAGAUGACGGAUCUGAUUGCUUGCCAGACUUCGCAGCAUCUUCGCACUUGUUGUCCCCCCAACAUACCCUCGCGGCUGACAAGGAGAGGCGCAAGUCGAUUACCUUGGAAAUAUUCGGCAAGAAGCCCCACGUGAACAACGACAUGGUGCCCCCACGAGCACCACGUCCGUCCAAGUCAAUGCUCAGCCUGCGCAAAUUGUCGUCGAAACUGCAAUUCCGCCCAAAGCAGACCGUACCCAUCUCCACUUCCACUCCAGACGUCAGCGCCUCCUCCAAUAGUGCUCCGACUUCCUCUCUUCCACCUCAGACAUCGUGUCCCCCCUCUGCAUAUGGGCGGAAAGACAGGAGCCGGACGGUAGGUGUGGGCCUGAGGCCGGCGCACCCCAAGGACAUGCUCAGCCCACCGCGGCAGGCCCUCAGCCCGACGAUGCACGAUCGUGCGACCAUGCUGCUGGAGGCGGGUCGCAUUCAGGACGAGGAGAGCCGUCGCCUGAGUGAGAUGGCCUUCUUGGACUACUGA
Molecule: messenger RNA, 2388 nt
Organism: Sparassis crispa
Lineage: Eukaryota; Fungi; Basidiomycota; Agaricomycetes; Polyporales; Sparassidaceae
Exons: 4
Coding region: 1-2388 (795 amino acids)
Source: RefSeq, a predicted model, not a curated record